Molecule: messenger RNA, 3439 nt
Organism: Pangasianodon hypophthalmus (striped catfish)
Lineage: Eukaryota; Metazoa; Chordata; Actinopteri; Siluriformes; Pangasiidae
Product: N-acetyllactosaminide beta-1,3-N-acetylglucosaminyltransferase 3-like
Exons: 6
Coding region: 283-1470 (395 amino acids)
Cellular component (GO): membrane
Molecular function (GO): hexosyltransferase activity
Source: RefSeq, a predicted model, not a curated record
CUUUACGUUGCUGUGUUGUGUGUUUAACACUGUCAACACAUAAACGGUAAUCUGACAUCUGUGUUAAGAGCACACACACACACACAAAAAAUCAUGGCAGAUGUCUUUCUCUUCUUCACCUCUUUUGCUGACCUGUUCAGUGAGUUCUGUGAGCUAAACUUAUCAGUUGAUUCAGCUUUCCAUGUGGUGUAGAAACGCAAAGCAGAAAGCAGAGAUGUGAAGAAAUCCGUUUCUGUCAGUAAUCUACACUGAGCUCAUUAAUAUUAUAUUUAAUAAGUGAACAUGGAGGUGCUGAAGUGGAUUUACGUGGGAUGCAGGAGAAGGAGGUGGAAGCUGGAGACGGCUGUUCUGCUCACCACGGCCAUUCUGUGUUUGUUAUUAUUGCUGCGAACAGACAUUCAGAACAAGAAAUCACAAAACACAACUGACAAACCAAAGUUCAAACCUGAACCUCAGACAUCACCAGACCUGUUCCUGAGAUCAGCAAACAAAUGUGAGCGAAAUUCGUCUGCAUCCAACAUUACAGGCUUUUCCACUUUACCCAAACACAUCCAAGAUUUCCUUUUUUACCGCCACUGUCGGCAUUUCCCUAUGCUGCUCAACAUUCCUGGGAAGUGCGGCGGUCCAGAGAACUCCUCAGAUGUUUUCCUGCUGCUGGCCAUCAAAAGUUCUCCACCCAACUACGAGCGGCGGGAGGUUCUGCGAAAAACGUGGGCUUCUGAGAGGCUUCAGAGUGGCGUGUGGAUCCGCACUGUGUUCAUAUCUGGAACCACAGGAGACAGGUUCGAGAAGAAAAGACUGAACAAACUCCUGCAGCUGGAGAACCGCAAGUACCAGGACAUACUUCAGUGGGACUUUCAAGAUUCCUUUUUCAACCUUACACUGAAGCAGGUCCUAUUCCUGGAAUGGAUGGAGAGGUUUUGCCCCAAUGUGCACUUUCUCCUCAACGGAGAUGACGACAUUUUCGCCAACACAGACAACAUGGUGCAGUAUCUCAAAGGGUUAGAUGAUAACGAUGGAAGCAAACAUCUAUUUAUCGGCCACUUGAUCCAAUACGUGGGGCCGAUCCGGGAACCGGCCAGUAAAUACUACAUCCCCGUCCAAGUCCAUAAAUCAGACAAGUAUCCUCCCUACUGCGGAGGAGGCGGCUUCCUGUUGUCACGUUUCACUUCCAGAACCAUCUACAACAUGUCUCAUUCCAUCACCCUGCUCCCCAUCGAUGAUGUUUACAUGGGAAUGUGUCUGGAAAAGGCUGGACUUAAACCCUCGUCUCAUAUGGGAGUGAGGACAGCGGGCCUGCAUGUUCCCUCAGUAAAGCUGGACCCCUACAAUCCAUGCUACUACCGUGAGGUUCUCCUGGUCCACAGGUUCCUCCCACACCAGAUUUUUAUUAUGUGGAAUGAAAUCCAUCGACAAGAUUUGGUUUGUGGAAAGAAAGCACUUAGUGAGCAGAAUGACACAAACAUGUGACACAAAAAUGAAACAAAACAAUAAAUACCAAAACAGAGGCUGAUGACACGUGCUGGUUAUGAACAUCAUUAUAGAGCAGUUACUGAGUAAAAAAUAUUACUCACAAAAUAAAAUAACACAGCUGCACUCUAGUGAUGUUCAUAAACAGGGUGAUUGGUAUAAUUCCGUAUUUAAUUUAAUCAUCUCAAUAAUUUAUUAUUAUUAAUAAUAUGGUGAGGCUGACAGACGGUAGAUCGUGCUUUAAGGAAUAACACACUAUAGACAGUGCAGUUAGAGGAAAAUGGAUUAUUUCCCCAUAACAGCACGUGUUUUAUUACUCUUAUACCACAACCAGAUUGUCAUUUAUUAAAGAACGACAUGUCGUACAUUUUAUCUAUUUAUAGUUGUACACUGUACAACUCUCUUAAACUUCUCCUAUAACCAUACAUACUGUGUCUAAUUUCUAAUAUCACCAACACUAACACAUGACCUCAAAUGAUACAGUUGCUCUUUCUCAUUAUACAGACACACAUUCUUUCAACACAAUGAGUAAUAAAGAAAUAUUCAACAUUUUAACAGGCAAAUUACAGUCUCUCCAUAUGGACUCUUAGAUCACAUCCACUGUUGUUAUUUCAACAUAACAGUACUGUUCUGAAACAACAUCAAUCAUCUGAGAUUACCUUACAUCUUUACCAUUAAACAUCCACCGUUUCAGCUGUAUUUGUUCCAUUAUCGCUUCUCUACAAUAUCACACAGACAUUAAAGAUACAUAGCUGGCAUGUGUGUGUGUGUGGGGUGUGUGAGGUGUGUGUGGUGAAUGUGUGAUUUGUGAGGGGUGAGUGUGUGUUUGUGUGUGUGGGCGGUGUGUGUGUGUGUGUGUGUGUGUGUGUGUUUGUGUGCGUGUGUGUUUGUGUGUUUGUGUGUGCAGGCAGGGGGUGGGUGUGUGUGUGUGUGUGUGUGUAUGUGUUGGGGGAUUUUCUCUUCAUUAUUUGUUGGUUAUUUAUGUCUACUGCAGCGUAUGUGGCUUCCUGCUGUCACCUUCCUUACCCACUGAGCUACCCCUGCUCAUAUUACUCCCGCUUGGUGAAGCGCUGUAAAUACAUGUUUCCCACUAGGAAGUUGCACAUGAAUGACCCCUCAAGUCAUAAUUACGACUGGGAAACUCAGAAAUAAUUUUGAUACCCGAGUUUCCGAGAUGGGAGGAGUCUUAAGCAUUAUUGCAUUUCUCGUUAAACGCAAAAAUUAUCUGGCUGCGCUGGGAGCUUACAGACUUCUACCAAGUAUUUUUUAGUUUUGUUUUUUUUCAUCUCCUAGCUGAGGUGGGGGCGGAGUGAAGGGGCAUUGGGGAGUGUGUAUAAAAUGACUGACAGGAGGUAAUCUGACAUCUGUGUUCAGAGCACACGCGCACACACACACACACACACACACACACACACACACACACACAAUCAUGGCUGAUAUCUUUCUCUUCUUCACCUCUUUCGUUGACCUGCUGAGUGUUUUCAGACCGUAUUACAGGUAAAUUAAUUUUAUAUUGUGUUUAUUUGAGUUGUUCUCUCUGUGUGUGUGUGUGUAUGUGUGUGUGUGUAUGUGUGUGUGUGUGUGUGUGUGUGUGGGUGUGUGUUUCCUCUCAACCUAUUUUCCUCUUGAUUCAAAUGAGUUCUGUGAGCUAAACCGUUAAUCACUUCAUCAGUUGAUUCAGCUGUUCAUGUGGACUAGAAAUGCGAACCAGAAAGCAGAGAUGUGAAGAAAGCCGUUUCUGUCAGUUGGGAUCCAGGAGAAGGAGGUGGAAGCUGGAGACGGCUGUUCUGCUCACCACGGCCAUUCUGUGUUUGUUAUUAUUGCUGCGAACAGACAUUCAGAACAAGAAAUCACAAAACACAACUGACAAACCAAAGUUCAAACCUGAACCUCAGACAUCACCAGACCUGUUCCUGAGAUCAGCAAACAAAUGUGAGCGAAAUUCGUCUGCAUCCAACAUUAAAGGCUU